AUCUGCUACAGGAAAUCAGUAAAAACAAACAAAGGAGUUAUCCAUUGAAGAAAAAGAAACAAACAUAGAACCUAAACACAAACUAAUAUUAGAAUUAAGGAAACAAACCACAAUUUUCAUCUAUCUGCCUGCUCUAUUCACUUCCUUCUUCAUUUUCUUCUGCACCCAAAAAUAAAAAUCUCCCCUUUUCAACCCAAUUUUCUCUAUAAACCCUAGAUUCACCGAACCCACCGACAAAGAAGGAACCCAGCGACUCAAAACACACUUUUCCUGCUCCGAGGUUGUUGCUUGGGGCAUGACCAUGUGUUUCCUUCGAGGAAAUUGAUUAUUUUGCAGAACAUCGGGUCUAGUUUCGUUUGUGGGAUCAACGUGAAGGUGGGAAAGUAACGAGUUUUGGGGUUGAAUCGUGGUGGGUGUGUCGAGUAUGCAUAGAUCUGGAGCUACGAUGGCUUGGAACGUGUUCAAGUUCUGCACUGCUCUGCGAGGGUUGGGCUCGAUCAUGAUUCUGUUGGUUCUUGGGGUCGUUGGUGUGACUUAUUAUGCUGUUGUUUUGACCAAUUAUGGCCCUGCUUUGUCUGCUGGAGGACUUGAUUUUCUUGUUGCCUUGCUAGUGUUGAUCUUGUUUCAUUGUUUGUUGGUUAUGCUGUUGUGGAGUUACUUCUCUGUUGUUUUUACUGAUCCUGGGAGCGUUCCUCCUAACUGGAGGCCUACAAUUGAUGAGGAAAGAGGAGAGGCUGAUCCAUUGGUUGGGACGGAGUUUAGUAACGUGCAGGCUGAUCCCAAUCAACGGAUUCGGUACUGUCGGAAGUGCAAUCAGCUCAAGCCACCUCGAUGCCACCAUUGUUCAGUUUGUGGGCGCUGUGUUUUGAAGAUGGACCACCAUUGUGUGUGGGUAGUCAACUGUGUUGGGGCUCUAAAUUACAAGUAUUUCCUUCUCUUCUUGUUCUACACUUUUCUUGAGACGACUCUAGUGACUGCAUCCUUACUGCCACAUUUUAUAGCAUUCUUUAGUGAUGGAGAAAUUCCUGGAACACCUGGCUCUCUUGCUACAACUUUUCUUGCUUUUGUUUUAAACCUGGCCUUUGCACUAAGUGUCUUGGGAUUUCUCAUCAUGCACAUAUCUUUGGUGGCUGGUAAUACUACCACUAUUGAGGCUUAUGAGAAGAAAAGUACUCCAAAAUGGCGUUAUGACCUUGGUCGUCGAAAAAAUUUUGAGCAGGUUUUUGGAAUGGACAAGAAGUACUGGUUCAUUCCUUCAUAUACAGAUGAGGAUAUCCGAAAGAUGCCAGCUCUACAAGACAUGGAGAGACUCCACAACCCUCUACUUCCACUUUCUAACACAAUGUAGCGUGAAGCAAUGGGGGCCAAGGUGGUGUGAUGCUGGUUUCUGGGGCCAAUGUGUUUAUGUUCCCUCAAUGAUAGGAACUGUUUUCCCAAGCAAUGCAAUAUUCUUCUUACAUGUCCUUUGUAUUCUGGUUGAGUGAAAUAACAAUCUCUUUUUGUGCUGGAAUUUACUCUUUA
Vigna unguiculata (cowpea) is the source of this 1521-nucleotide messenger RNA. RefSeq names its product putative protein S-acyltransferase 14. Gene Ontology annotation, molecular function: palmitoyltransferase activity. Lineage: Eukaryota; Viridiplantae; Streptophyta; Magnoliopsida; Fabales; Fabaceae. The record is from RefSeq and is a predicted model, not a curated record.